Molecule: messenger RNA, 1497 nt
Organism: Trichoderma virens Gv29-8
Lineage: Eukaryota; Fungi; Ascomycota; Sordariomycetes; Hypocreales; Hypocreaceae
Exons: 3
Coding region: 1-1497 (498 amino acids)
Biological process (GO): GPI anchor biosynthetic process; protein processing
Cellular component (GO): glycosylphosphatidylinositol-mannosyltransferase I complex; endoplasmic reticulum membrane
Molecular function (GO): mannosyltransferase activity
Source: RefSeq, a predicted model, not a curated record
AUGAGGGAGAGAAUCACAUACUUUCGCCCGCAAGAUGCGGACAUGGACCCCAACCAGCUGGAGAUCCACGACACCAAAGUCCAGGGCCCGGCGAUAGAGGCCCUCAAGGAGCACAAAAUCACGCUGACGCUGCCGGAGCUGCCCUCUGAACUGGCUGGGCUUCUUCGUGAUCUCGAGGAGCUGCAUCUGAGAUGGGCGACGCCGGCGAGUUACAACACUCUGGAGCCGUUUAGCUCCCGCAUCUCUCCGGGCCUCCACGUAUCAUAUACUCCUCUCAAGGAGGACCACGACCCGGAGAAGCUGUGCACAGCAUUGCAGGCGUUUGGGCGGCUAGACUGUUCAUCACCAGAUGUCUUCAUCAACCUCAGUGAUGGACGCCAACCAGGCUCUCCCGCUUUGUUCUUCUACAACGAGCUGGAGAAGCUGGACGGGUUUGCCAAGAGACUCGGUCCUGUAGUCUGCUCGGGGCCAGCUGCUGCUGAAUGUAGGAAACAGCUUCAGGACCUCAAGGAUGCCGUGAGCUUGGACAUGUCUUACGAUUCCACCUCGGAGUCUGUCAAGAUCCAGGCCCUGUGGCCGCUGCAGAAGCGAGAGAUAUCCGUGCCUGCGUCACCCAAGGGCCGGACUGAAGUCGGUAUCCUAAGCAGAGGCGCCCCGCCCGGAAUGGAGGCGCAUGAAAUCGGCGUCUCGGGCGUUUUGGCUGUCAUUGGGGAGACAAAAGAGCCAUCACCAGCUUUAUUUGCCUUUGCAGCGCGGCACAGAGCUGCAUCGGGGUCUUUCACGUCCAAGUUCCAGCAACCAACAGGUCUACACCCCACUCUGCAGCUGAGUCUGAGCACGGCGGCACCUCCGCUCGAUGAGGACGCCGAGUGCGCUCCAUAUGCAUACCUCACGUUGCCAAAGGUUAUCUUCGCCGACAGGUACCAGUUGGCGGACGAGCUGUUCCUUGCGUCGAAAAACUUGGCAGCCGCAAAGUACGUGAGCGAGCCCGUGGAUCUUGAGGCUCCCGCAUACACAACCAAGGAAUGGGGAUCAAACGUACUUCUACAACUGGCACCUCCCAAGGGCAAGGCCGCAGCCAAGGACUGGACCGUCGAGGUGCCUCUUCAUCUACGCUAUCUCAAGCCCUCCCCGACAGGCAAGGAAGAGGCUGGAAUUCCUUACCCCGCGGUGUUCUGGGCGUGCGGUGGUGAGGAAGACGUUGGCUAUGCCGUUAGCCCAUUUGACCGACUCAACCUGGGGUACGACGGCCUAUUCAGCCCGGGCACUACGUUUUGGCAUGUGAGCCCCGAGCCGGAAGCUGGUGACCGCCUCAUCAACAACAUCAGCGUCCCUGUGGUGACGGAAGGAGCAUCUCAGUGGGUGGGAGUUGGAACGGCGGUUGCUGUGGCACUGGGCUUCAUUUGGGUCUUGAUGAAGUUGAUGGGAGGAUAUGCAAAAUCUGGACAUGACACAGUAGCCAAGACGGCAGAAGACGAAGGCAAGAAGGAGAAAUAG